CUCCAUUUGCCCGUCUUAAGGCAACUUUGACGCUUGCCCGUGACCUCCGAAAAAGAGUGGGAGUGUUUGCGGCGCGAGAGUGAGCACAGGGCUUACAGUGUGGAGAUGGAGAUUCCGAUGGACUUGCAUUCCAUUGUUCACUCCCUAAUUCCUUCCCUGAACUCGGUUGCUACACUACUUGCAUUCUUUAUAUACCUGGGCUUCGCCGUUUCUAUACUUCCCGGAAAGGUUGUUCCGGGCGUGAUCUUAUCGGAUGGCACCCGUCUCCAUUACCGCUGCAAUGGUCUGGCAUCACUCUUGCUGCUAGUUGGGCUUCUUGGUUUUGGGGUAGUGAUGAAUUUCAUCUCAGCUACGGUGAUAUCUAAUAGGGGACUUGAGCUUCUAUCGGCAACCUUAAUAUUCAGCUUUCUUGUGGCAUCAGUACUUUAUGUUGCUGGCAGCAAGUCACGUGAUCAGGGCUCAUCCCUAAAGCCUCAUGUCACGGGAAACUUAAUUCAUGACUGGUGGUUUGGAAUCCAGCUGAAUCCUAAGUUUAUGAGUCUGGACAUCAAAUUUUUCUUUGUUAGAGCUGGAAUGAUGGGAUGGCUACUAAUCAAUCUUUCAGUACUAGCAAAAAGUAUUCAAAAUGCCAGCCUGUGCCGAUCUAUGAUUCUCUACCAGCUAUUUUCUGUGAUAUACAUCCUGGACUUCUUUUUUUAUGAGGAGUACAUGACCUCCACAUGGGAUAUAAUUGCUGAGAGAUUGGGAUUUAUGUUGGUAUUUGGAGAUCUGGUGUGGAUACCUUUCACUUUUAGUAUCCAGGGUUGGUGGCUUUUGAGUAACAAAGUGGAUUUGACAACAGCUGCUGUUAUUGCAAAUUGCUUUAUUUUUCUGAUGGGGUAUUUGGUAUUCAGAGGAGCUAACAAGCAAAAGCACGUCUUUAAAAAGAAUCCCAAAAUGCCUAUAUGGGGUAUGCCUCCAAAAGUUAUUGGGGGCAAGUUGCUCGUGUCUGGUUAUUGGGGAAUAGCAAGGCACUGUAAUUACCUUGGGGACUUGUUGUUAGCACUGUCACUUAGUUUACCUUGUGGUACAAGUUCCCCAGUCCCAUACUUCUAUCCAAUUUAUCUUCUCAUUCUGCUAAUUUGGAGAGAGAGGAGGGAUGAAGCUCGUUGUGCGGAGAAGUACAAGGAAGUUUGGGCUGAAUAUUGUAGACUUGUUCCAUGGAGGAUACUACCGUAUGUUUAUUAGCAACAAGGUUCUUCCAACAUUGACAUCCAUUUGUUGCCAAUGUAGCAAAAUUGUAUCCAUUGCGUGUAUUAUUUUUCUUCUUCUUCUUCUUCUUCUUCUUAUUUUUUGCUGCUUCCAGAUGAGGAUUGUAACUGAAGAAAUAACUUUGCCGCCAUUGUUUUUGAAGUAGAUGUAAUUCAUAUGUUCAUCUGGAUAAGAAUUAUGCUAGAUGCCUUUUCUCGUGUUGUA
This is a messenger RNA of Malania oleifera, 1455 nucleotides long. RefSeq names its product delta(14)-sterol reductase. Gene Ontology annotation, biological process: sterol biosynthetic process. Gene Ontology annotation, molecular function: Delta14-sterol reductase activity. Gene Ontology annotation, cellular component: endoplasmic reticulum membrane. The transcript has 13 exons. Bases 106 to 1227 code for a protein of 373 amino acids. NCBI's taxonomy places the organism in Eukaryota, Viridiplantae, Streptophyta, Magnoliopsida, Santalales, Ximeniaceae. The record is from RefSeq and is a predicted model, not a curated record.